AUGGGAAUAAAGGUGCAGCGUCCUCGAUGUUUUUUUGAUAUUGCUAUUAACAAUCAACCUGCUGGAAGAGUUGUCUUUGAAUUGUUUUCCGAUGUGUGUCCUAAAACAUGCGAGAACUUUCGUUGUCUUUGUACAGAUUUCUUCAUAGUUGUCAAGGAUUUCAUGGUUCAAGGUGGUGACUUCAGUGAAGGAAAUGGACGAGGAGGGGAAUCUAUUUAUGGAGGAUUUUUUGAAGAUGAAAGUUUUGCUGUUAAACACAACAAAGAAUUCCUUUUGUCAAUGGCCAACAGAGGGAAGGAUACUAAUGGUUCACAGUUCUUCAUAACGACUAAACCAACUCCUCACUUAGAUGGACAUCAUGUUGUUUUUGGGCAAGUUAUCUCUGGUCAAGAAGUUGUGAGAGAGAUAGAAAACCAGAAAACUGAUGCAGCUAGCAAACCCUUUGCUGAGGUACGGAUACUCAGUUGUGGAGAGCUAAUUCCCAAGUCUAAAGCUAAGAAAGAAGAAAAGAAAAGGCAUAAGUCAUCAUCUUCCUCAUCUUCAUCCUCAUCUUCCAGUGAUUCAGAUAGCUCAAGUGAUUCUCAGUCCUCUUCUGAUUCUUCUGAUUCUGAAAGUGCUUCUGAAGAAAAAUCAAAAAAAAGAAAAAAGAAACAUAGAAAAAAUUCACGAAAACACAAGAAAGAAAAGAAGAAGCGGAAGAAAAGCAAGAAAAGUGCAUCUAGUGAAAGCGAGGCGGAAAAUAUUGAAGCACAACCCCAAUCUACUGUGCGUCCAGAAGAGAUUCCUCCUAUACCUGAAAAUAGGUUCCUAAUGAGAAAAAGUCCUCCUAAAGUUGAUGAAAAAGAAAGGAAAACCAGAGAACGAGAGCGAGACAGAGAAUGUAACCCACCCAACUCCCAGCCUGCUUCGUAUCAGAGGCGACUUUUAGUUACACGGUCUGGCAGGAAAAUUAAAGGAAGAGGACCAAGGCGUUACCGAACUCCUUCCAGAUCCAGAUCAAGGGAUCGGUUCAGACGCAGUGAGACUCCUCCACAUUGGAGGCAAGAGAUGCAGAGAGCUCAAAGAAUGAGAGUGUCAAGUGGUGAAAGAUGGAUCAAAGGGGAUAAGAGUGAGUUAAAUGAAAUAAAAGAAAAUCAAAGAAGCCCAGUUAGAGUCAAAGAGAGAAAAAUAACCGAUCAUAGACAUGCGUCUGAGAGUCCAAACAGAAAAAGCGAAAAGGAAAAGAAAGUUAAAGAUCAUAAGUCUAGUAGCAAAGACAGAGACAUCAGAAGAAAUUCAGAAAAGGAUGAUAAAUAUAAUAAAAACAAAGUGAAGAAAAGAAUGAAAUCUAAAAGUAGGAGCAAGGAGAAAUCCAAGAGUAAGGAAAGAGAUUCAAAGCACAAUAGACACGAAGAAAAGAGAGGAAGAUCAAGAAGCAAAGAAAGGGAUCAUGAGAUUGUUAAAGAAAAGGAGAAGAAGUCUGAUUCUAAAGGAAAAGAUCAGGAAAGGAGUAGAAGUAAAGAAAAGUCAAAACAGGGCGAAUCAAAAAGUAAUGAGCAUGAUCAUAAUAAAAGUAAAGAAAAGGAAAGACAUGCACAGUCCAGGAGUAGAGAGCGGGAUAUCACCAAAAGCAAACACAGUUACAAUAGUAGGACAAGAGAACGAAGCAGAAGUAGGGAUAGGGGCAGAAGAGCUCGAUCCAGAAGUCAAGACAGAGAUCGCAGCCGAAGCAAGGAGUACCACAGAUACAGAGAACGGGAGUACAGGCGGAGAGGAAGGUCACGCAGCAGAGAAAGAAGGACAACACCAGGAAGAUCAAGAAGUAAAGACAGAAGGAGACGGAGGAGGGAUUCGCGAAGCUCAGAGAGAGAAGAAAGUCAAAGCAGAAAUAGAGAGAGAUACAGGAACCAAGAAAGUAAGAGUUCACACAGAAGAGAAAAUUCAGAGAGUGAAAAAAGAAUGUACUCUAAAAGCCGUGAUCAUAACGGCUCAACUAAUAGUAGAGAAAAAAAGCCUGAUAGAGAUCAAAGUCCAUCCUCAAAAACAAAACAGAGCAGUAAGGACAAUGAAUUAAAGGCUUCCACAUUGAAAACCAAGGAGAAUGAGAAGACCAGAUCUUCAGUGGAAAAAGAAGUGAACCAAAAAUCAAAGGGUCAAGAAAAUGACCACAUACAUGACAAAAAUAAAAAAUUUGAUCAUGAAUCAAGCCCUGGAACAGAUGAAGACAAAAGUGGAUGA
Messenger RNA from Elephantulus edwardii (Cape elephant shrew), 2217 nucleotides. It is a transcript of the gene PPIG, whose product is annotated as peptidylprolyl isomerase G (cyclophilin G). Lineage: Eukaryota; Metazoa; Chordata; Mammalia; Macroscelidea; Macroscelididae. The transcript is spliced from 13 exons. The record is from RefSeq and is a predicted model, not a curated record. Gene Ontology annotation, molecular function: peptidyl-prolyl cis-trans isomerase activity. Gene Ontology annotation, cellular component: nucleus. The coding region runs from base 1 to 2217 and encodes 738 amino acids. Gene Ontology annotation, biological process: protein peptidyl-prolyl isomerization.